This is a messenger RNA of Rhea pennata, 1251 nucleotides long. It is a transcript of the gene ST6GALNAC5, whose product is annotated as ST6 N-acetylgalactosaminide alpha-2,6-sialyltransferase 5. Lineage: Eukaryota; Metazoa; Chordata; Aves; Rheiformes; Rheidae. The record is from RefSeq and is a predicted model, not a curated record. Gene Ontology annotation, molecular function: alpha-N-acetylgalactosaminide alpha-2,6-sialyltransferase activity. Gene Ontology annotation, biological process: oligosaccharide metabolic process; ganglioside biosynthetic process. The coding region runs from base 1 to 1035 and encodes 344 amino acids. The transcript is spliced from 5 exons.
AUGCAGAGCCUAGCGGGGAGCGGGAGGGCUGGCGGCCGGGAGCCGCACAAGAUGAAGACGCUGAUGCGCCAGGGGCUGGCCGUGUGCUUGGCGCUCACCACCAUGUGCACCAGCUUGUUGCUCAUGUACGGCGGCAUCGGCGGCCACCCGGAGCCGCGGCGGCGGCAGCAGCAGCAGCAGGUGGCGGCGGCGCCCAGCCGGGCGCCGGGAGGCGGCCAGCAGCGCCCGGCGCCCCCCGGCGGGACCGGCCUCCUGGAGGGCUACAUCAGCGUCCUGGAGCACAAGCCUUUAAAAAUGCACUGCAAGAGCUGUGCAUUGGUAACCAGUUCUGGACACCUUCUAGGAAGCAAACAAGGUGACAACAUCGACCAGACAGAGUGUGUAAUACGAAUGAACGAUGCACCUACUCGAGGCUAUGGAAAAGAUGUGGGAAACAAAACGAGCCUUCGAGUCAUUGCACACUCCAGUAUUCAGAGGAUUUUACGAAAUCGCAACGAACUCUUAAAUAUGAGCCGUGGAGCUGUAUUUAUCUUCUGGGGUCCCAGCAGCUACAUGAGAAGAGAUGGGAAAGGCUUGGUAUAUAAUAACCUGCAGCUGAUGAAUCAGAUACUGCCUCAAUUAAAAGCAUAUAUGAUUUCUCGCCAUAAGAUGCUUCAAUUUGAUGACCUUUUUAAACGGGAAACCGGGAAAGACAGGAAGAUAUCCAACACUUGGCUUAGCACGGGCUGGUUCACAAUGACUAUCGCAUUAGAGCUCUGUGACAGGAUAAAUGUUUAUGGCAUGGUGCCACCGGAUUUCUGCAGGGAUCCUAAUCAUCUUUCCGUACCUUAUCACUAUUACGAACCUUUGGGACCUGAUGAGUGCACAAUGUACAUUUCCCACGAGCGGGGCCGAAAGGGCAGCCAUCAUCGUUUCAUCACAGAGAAACGAGUGUUUGAGAACUGGGCACGGACAUUCAAUAUUCACUUUUUCCAACCAGACUGGAAACCAGAACCACUUGCUGUAAAUCACCCUGAGAAUAAGCCAGUGGUCUGAGGGAGGAACACAGAAGACUGCAAUCACAGUCACCCACUCCAUCAGCUUUCAGGGUGUUGGACCUUCUGGGACAGCAAGGCAACCCAGAUGAGAAGAGUAACAGGACUUGCAGAUGAGAACUGCAACAACAGUCAGGAAGUUAUGAUGGAGUAUAUCAAGAGUACUUUGUGUCAAACUGUACAUUAAACCAGUAUAUAGCCUUUUCUGGCCAUCUGA